Pyricularia oryzae 70-15 is the source of this 1551-nucleotide messenger RNA. RefSeq lists its product as uncharacterized. Bases 1 to 1551 code for a protein of 516 amino acids. The record is from RefSeq and is a predicted model, not a curated record. Lineage: Eukaryota; Fungi; Ascomycota; Sordariomycetes; Magnaporthales; Pyriculariaceae. The transcript has 5 exons.
AUGCCGAAGAAGAAGCUUGGGGAAUCGCACAUCCUUUACCUGGGCUUCGUUCGCCGCAUGGAGGAGACCCUUGCAGAACUCAACACAGAAAUGGCUCUGGACUCCGAUCUGGUACAGGAGAGAAUGGAUGCUCAGCCCGGAGCUCGUCCCUCCCGAGUUCAAAUGGCCUUGAACAUCGAGAACGCCAGAUUUCAAGUCUACAAAGCAAAGUUUGUCAACGGCGAAGCCAAUCGCAGACGCCUGUUUGCUGAUCUCCGGGACUGUAAUACGAAGCUACGCGAGCUACUCAGUUCGAGCGAAAAGGAUGCAGAGCUCACCAAGCAGCUGGACGCAGCAUUGACAACGUCUUCCAUGGAUGCUUCCCUGUGCAGAUUCUGGCAGACGGCUGCAGCUUUCUUCAGAGCUCUGGCUGCCGCCUGUCGAUGUCAGUGUCCGAGCGACCACGCAGCAAGUCUUUUACUACAGCAUCGGGCGAAUUGCAAGGAGAAGGCAAUCUUUGAGAUUGUCUUCAAGAAGGAUCCAGGAGCCUCGGGGCCGAUGGGAACUGCGAGUCAAGAGGCCUACUAUACGCGCAUAGAAGAGCAUGACGGACAUGAACUUCUAAAGGCAAGUAUGGUGCUGGCUCCAGCUCAGCAGACCAAAAUACCAGCCUACACCAGGCCUACAAAGGCUGCCAGCGCCAAGUUAGCAGUUCGGCCCAAGGGGUCUGUGACCAGUUCACCCCGGCCAAACGUCCGGUUCUCAGUUCCCGCAAUAACGCUACAACUCCCAGCAAAGGACCCGGCCACCGCAAAGAUUGAGCCCAUCAAAAGUCUUUGCCAGUCCCUUUGCGGCUCGCAUACCGACUAUCGCGGCUAUCUCAACCUCCCAGACGAAGACAAGCGGUAUCACGUCUACUCGGUUGCGCAUCAUGUUACCAUGCCAAGAUCAGUGACCCUUGCACAGAUCUUGAAUGGAGAAGUUCGGCCGCCCCUGACCCGCAAAGGAAGUUACACAGUCGCAUUGAUCAUCGCUUCCUCUUUCCUGCAGCUGCUCGACUCACCCUGGCUUCCUAGUGCCACCAGCUCCCGAGCAUUUGACAAGCUAUCUAUCGUCUUCCUUGCAGAUCCCUCUGACCCCAACGUCUUCCUCCUUAACAGGCCUCAGAUAUCGCGAAUGUUCAGAGAGCUGGCCCCCAAGAACAACAGCAGCAGCAUACAACCGAGCAGCGCCCCGCAGCGAUUAGCUGACGUCAGUGUCCCCCUGGCCCGACUGGGCAUCACCCUCCUUGAGCUCUGCUUUCGCUCCCCGCUGGAACGCCAGCACUGGAGGACGCUCUAUGGGCCUGGCGCGAGCGACAAUGAGAGGGAGGGCUUUGACGUGCUGGCGGCCAUUGGCUGGCUGCGUGAAGUUGCAGAUGAGGCGGGGCCAGAUUACGCGGCGGCAGUUUUGUGGUGUCUCGCCAGUCACAAGACUGCACCUGCGGACAGGUGGCGGGAAGACAUGUUGAGGGAGGUGCUAAGACCGCUGCAGAGGUGUGUUGAUUCGUUCAAGCUCGCUGAGUGCGUGUAG